Messenger RNA from Symbiodinium sp. CCMP2592, 6269 nucleotides. The record is from the annotation of a GenBank genome assembly. Lineage: Eukaryota; Dinophyceae; Suessiales; Symbiodiniaceae.
GUCAAAUUUGGGAUCGAGUGAACGGCUACCGCUACUGGCUGGGCGAGCUGGAGAAGAACGAGGGAGGCCUCGAAAACUUCGCAGAGGGCUACAAGAUCUUCGGCUUCAACCGCGAAAAAGGUGGCUACACGUACAGAGAGUGGUUGCCCAAUGCGAAGCAGGCUUACCUAAUCGGCGCCUUCAACGACUGGCAAAAUUCGACGCCUCUGAAGUCUGAGGGCUUCGGGAGGUGGGCGGUGCACUUUCCAGACAAGGCGGAUGGAUCUCCUGGCAUUCCCCACGCCACACAGGUCAAGGUCCGAAUUGAAACCAAUGACGGUGCCUGGCACGAUCGCGUGCCAGCAUGGAUCAAAUUGGCCUGGCAGGACCACAAAACCAUGCUCUUCAACGGGGUGUUCUGGGAGCCGCCCGACGAGGAGCGGUAUGUCUUCGUGAACCCCCGACCUUCAAGGCCAGACAACUUGAAAAUUUAUGAGGCUCAUGUCGGGAUGGGCUCGGUCGAGCCCAAGGUCGCCACAUACGUGGAGUUUGCGGAGACCGUGCUGCCAAGGAUCAAGCGGAUGGGCUACAACGCCGUCCAGCUCAUGGCAAUUGCCGAGCAUGCGCACUACGGCUGUUUUGGCUACCAUGUGACAUCUUUCUUUGCUCCUGCGAGCCGGCAAGGAAACCCCGAGGAGCUGAAAUACUUGAUUGAUACCGCGCACGGUUUGGGCAUUCAGGUGCUUAUGGACCUUGUGCAUGCCCACGCAUCCUCCAACACAUUGGACGGAAUCGCCCAGAUGGAUGGCACAGAUCACUGUUACACCCAUGGCGGCCCCAAGGGCCAUCAUUCCGAGUGGGACUCGAAGAUCUUCAACUACCUCAAGUACGAGGUUCUGCGAUUUCUUCUGUCGAACGUGAAGUGGUGGCUCGAGGAGUACCAGUUCGAUGGCUUCCGAUUUGAUGGAAUCACUUCGAUGCUGUACCAGUCUCAUGGCAUCGGCAAGGGCUAUACUGGUGGUUACCACGAGUACUUCGGUCCAGAUGCGGACAUCGACAGCCACAUCUACCUCAUGUUGGCAAACGAUCUGAUCCAUCGUAUCGUCCCUUCAGCAGUGACAGUUGGCGAGGACGUGAGCGGUAUGCCGACCCUGUGUUUGCCAGUGGAUUGGGGAGGCUUUGGAUUCGACUAUCGCCUGGCCAUGGCCAUUCCGGAUAUGUUCAUUAAGUACCUGAAAGAGUGCACCGACGACGGGUGGAACAUGGGACACCUGGUGCACACUUUGACCAACCGCAGAUACAUGGAGAAGGUCAUCGCCUACUGCGAGUCACAUGAUCAGGCCAUUGUAGGCGACAAGACGCUCGCUUUCUGGCUGAUGGACGCCGAAAUGUACACAGGAAUGAGCGUCUUCACAAGUCCGCAACCUUCAAUGUGUGUGGAUCGUGGCCUUGCGCUGCACAAGAUGAUCCGACUGCUGGUCCUCGGUCUCGGCGGCGAGGGAUAUCUCAACUUCAUGGGCAACGAGUUCGGACAUCCAGAGUGGAUCGAUUUCCCUCGUCCUGAGAAUGGCUGGAGUCAUCAUCACUGCAGACGACGUUGGGAUCUCGCCGAAGACGACCUGCUAAGAUACAAGUUCUUCCAAAGCUUCGAAGAGCUGAUGCAGGCAUGUGAGAACCGCUUCAAUUUCGUCAACGCGCAUCACCAGUAUGUUAGCAAGAAGGAUGAGAUGGACAAGGUCAUCAUCUUCGAGCGUGGUGAGCUGGUCUUUGCCUUCAACUUCCACCCUUGCAACAGCUACGAGGGCUACCAGAUCGGAACUCACUCGGAUGAACCCAUGCGUUGCGUCCUGGACACGGACGAGGGCAGAUUCGGUGGCCAUAUGCGUCUGGAUUAUGGUCAUGGACAUCCUUUUCCGCCUCUGCAUGGCUUGGACAAGCGCCCACAUUCCGUCAAGCUGUACAUGCCCUCCCGCACAGCACAGGUGCUUUGCAGGCAGAGCAGGCUGGAGGGUGGAAUUCACGUCUAUGUUGAAGACAGCUUCUUGGGCCAGUACGAUCUGGAAAGUGCAGACGGCCUCAAGCUGUCUCUGGUCAUCCAUAAGGACGGGAAUGAGGAGAUGUUAGACUUUGACUUUGAGGAUGGAGCCGUUCAUUUGAAAGACAACUUUGACGCAACCUUCGACAUUGUCACGGCAGACAACUGCAUCUUGCCUUGCAAGGCCUCCAAGGAUACUAGAUUCCGAAUAUAUUUUCCGGGUGAAUACACUGUGGCACACCUGGGCUACCUCAAGAACGGGCGACCUGAAGGUCAGCCUGAACCAGUCCAGGAGCAACCAGAAGAACCCGCACCAGUGCCCGAGCCAGCACCCAAGCCGGCGCCCCAACCGGCACCCAAACCAGCAGCCCAGCCGGCGCCGCAGCCAGCACCCCAGCCAGUGCCAGAGCCAGUGCCGCAACCAGCGCCGCAACCGGCGCCGCAACCAGCGCCACAGCAGGCGCCCACGAGAGCAACCCCAGAAACGCCUUCACCAAAGCCGAUGACGGCUGCUGAGCGACUUGGCGGCUAUUCCAAACCCAAACCGGCGGCGCAGCCCACGCCUGCGGCCCAGCCACCACCCGUGGCGCAGCCACCACCUGUGGCACAGCCACCACCUGUGGCGGCAGAACCGCAAGCUGAGCCCCAGGCUUCAGAAGAAGCCGGGGUGGACGUUCGUGACAUGACGCGGUGCUACUCCGGGCUGCACUUCAUGGAUUUGGAGGCUCUGGAUGCCGCACUUGCGGAGACUACGCACGAACAGGUCUCGGAGCUGGAGCAGUCCAAGAGCAGAUUGGCUGCGUUUCAGGAGCACUUGGACGCAUGUGGCGGCGACUUAGCCAAGCUUGCCGAAAGCUAUAAGACAUUCGGUCUCCAGCGAGACGGCUCUGAAUGGACGUACUGCGAAUGGAUGCCCUAUGCAGCUGCAGUUUAUCUGGUCGGGGACUUUAAUGGCUGGGACACUAGCGCCACGCCCCUGGCACAGGAGGAGUCGCUGCCGGAUAUUUGGAGCUGCAGCAUUCCGACCAUGCCAAUCGGAUCCAAGUACAAGCUCUACGUGGUGCCGGAGGAAGGUGAUCCCUAUUAUGCCAUGCCGGCCUGGGCCACCCGCUUUACCGGACCGAAUGACAUGAAGCUUCUGGAUGCCAUCGUCUACCCCGUGGAUGGGGCAGGGCCCGGAAGACUCGAAGUCCCCCCGGAGACGCUCCAAGGUGGGUUGCGUUUCUACGAGUGCCUGCCGACACUCACAUCCAAGGAAAGCACAGCUUCUCCGCUGGUUGAGACCACGGACUUGCUUCCUCGGAUUGCUCGAAACGGCUACACGGCAUUGCUGCUGAUGGGAUUACUUGAAUGCAAGGACAACAAUACCCUGGGCCGUCAGCCCGUGAGUUUGUACGCCCUCGCCAGAGAUCUUGGAACUACGGAGGAGCUGAAGAGCUUGGUGCUUCAGGCCCACCGUUUGGGACUCCAAGUGUUCAUGGACCUGCCUCACAGUGGGGCAGCAUCAGCCGAGGACGGGCUGGGAGGACAAUUCUUCCACUGGGGAGAGAAGGGCUUUCAUCCCAUCAGCGGAGCCCGGAUCUACAACUUCGAGGAGGGCGAGGUCCAGCGCUACCUGCUUUCCAGCAUCGCGUUCUGGAUGGACCAAUUCGGCAUUGACGGCUUCAGGUUCUUGGACGUUGCCUCCACUAUCUGGGCCGAUCGUGGCAGGUUUGUGCCAUCCGAUCCUGCAGAGAUGGAGGAGUUUCUGUCGACCGCUGACAAGACAGACAAGGAUGGCGUCCAGUACUUGAUGCAGGCCAACUCACUCAUCCACCAGCUGGACAAGUAUGCCCGGACAGUGGCCGAGGAGACGACCAUGUACCCACACCUCUGCGACUCGGUGGAAGAAGGUGGACUUGGCUUCGACUAUCGUCAGGCAUCAAAUGCUCCGAGUCUCUAUCGCGAGCUUGUCACGACCUGUCGGGAUGAGCAGUGGGGGAUGAAGACCAUCGUUGACACUAUUUGCGAGGUGAAGAACCUGAUGCCCAAAGAGAAGAUUCUGGGUUACAUGGAGUCCCUCGAUCAUUGCGCCGUGGGAAGAAGGCCGUUGAAGAUUGCCUUCCUCUCGUGGGAGACCUUGCACACCAUCGCAGCAGGUGGUGUCGCACCCCAUGUUACCGAAUUGGCUGGUGCUCUGCACAAAGCAGGUCAUACUGUGCACAUCUUCACAAGAUCUACGCAGAAUCGCACCUGGGAGAACGAUAUCUCGGGAGUCAUUUACCAUGAGGUGAACUUCAACACCGACAGCGACUUCGUUAGGGAGAUCGAGAACAUGUGCGCUGCAUUCGUUGGACACUUCCUGCACAUGGAGAGCCGUGUAGGUGGUUUCGAUGUCAUCCAUGGACACGACUGGCUCGUCGGUCCAGCUGUCAUCCAGCUCGCGUCCAUGAACAAACGGGUGGUCUUCACCAUGCACUCGACGGAAACUGGCCGCUGCGGAAACGUGCAGUAUGGCGGACAAAGUGCCCGGAUUCGUGAAAUCGAAGGCCAGGCUUGCCACUCUGCCCAGCGGGUCAUCGCGGUCUCCGGCGUGUUGAAAGAGGAGGUCUGUUCUCACUACCAGGUCCACGGGGCGAAGAUCGAGGUGAUCUACAACGGGAUUCACGCCGAUGCCAUCGCAAAGAUGGAGUGGGAGGACGAGUGGACCGGUAACACCAAGAAGGACAAGGGCUUCGAUGUGAUGGACCCCAUGUUCCUCUUCGUCGGACGCCUGGCGGUGCAGAAGGGCCCAGACCUGCUGCUGGAGGCUAUUCCAAUGAUCCUUCAAGCGCGGGGGAAUGCCAAGUUCGUCAUCGUUGGUGAUGGCCACAUGAAGGGUGCGCUGGAGUCCCGUGCGCAUCAGCUGGGAGUUGGCCACGCCGUGUCCUUCGCUGGCUCAGUGAAAAGUGGUACUACACAUUUGAAGGCCCUUUUCAAGUCCUGUGAUGCCGUGGUCGUGCCCAGCCGUAACGAGCCCUUCGGGAUUGUCGUCCUGGAGGCUUGGGCUGCUGGUAAGCCGGUGAUUGCGACCACCUGCGGUGGCCCGCGAGACUUCGUCAGACCCGACCGGGAUGGUUACCUGGUCGAUCCCGACCCCGGGAGCAUCGCCUGGGGGGUCUGCAAGAUCUGUGAGAACUUCGAGCAUGCCAGGUGGAUGGGUGCUGUGGCGAAGGAGAAGGCUCUGAAUGAGUUCAACUGGACGUUCAUUGCACGAAAGACGGAGCAGAUCUACUACGAGCAGAUGAACAUCCACGAUGCCCCCAAGUUCACUGUCCCACGUGGGCCCGGAGUGGGCGCCCCCUUGGCACAGCAAGUGCUGGGGCAGCACAGAGGCGCGAUGGGUGUCCUUGACAAUAAUCACCUCGUGAUUCGCGGGCUUCAGCUGUUGAAGAUGAGCAGGUUAGUGUCGUCGGUGUUGGGAUGUGAUGCCUCCAUGACAUGGAUGGGAUCAGAGUUCGGCGUUUUGGACCCGAUCGAUUUUCCCCGCGCUGCGAAUGAGUACAAGAAGGACAAGUGUGCGGUGCCCUAUAAACUGGCUGAGACGACGGGGCUCAAGUACAAGCACUUGGACAUUUUCGAUCUUUUCCUGAACAGAGUGGGCGCUGCGCUCCAGUGGUACAAGUCGCCAAAGUACACCAUUGUCGCCGCGGACGAGGAGAAGAAGAUUCUGGCAUGGGUCAGGAGCGGUUGCAUCUUUGCCAUCAACUUCCAUCCCCACAACGAGCAGACCGACCUCAGAAUAGACCUGCCGAAGGGCACCGAUCUUGCAAGAGAGGUGGUCGUCGCGCUGGAUACGGAGGAUCCACGAUUCGGCGGCGAAAAGGAGGAGCCAUUGCUGAAGCCGACGACAAAGUUCAACACCGGCCUCUUCAAGAUCAAUCUGCCUCCGAGGACAGGGCUGGUCUUCGCACCAGUGGAAGCUGCGGAGAAAGCCCUGGGUUCCGACAAGUUGUUGAAAUGUGAAACGGCUGAUGCUCUGCUUGGUGCUCGCCUCGGUGUGCCGAGGGUGUCCAUGCCAGGGAGCUCACGCUUCUUCGUGCCGCAGCCACCGGUGCCCUCGAGUGGGUGCUCGACUCCCCGGACUCCCCUUUCUUCUGUCGGAGGAAUGUCCGUCUUGGUGACACCGCGUGGCUGCGGAACCUCCGUGACGGCACCAGCGGGGCCUGGGUCAGGCAUCGUCUACCCGCACUCGGCUCUGGUGCGCCUGUCCAUGGGGUCGGUGUUGCUAGUUUGA